UAGCCGAGCUCCCGAGUUCCUGGAAAGGCAGCUGGCGCCGCGGUCGGAGCUCGGACGCGAGGCGAGUCCCGGGAGACGGGCCGUGCGGUGUUGGGAGACUCGUGGGCUGGACGGACGGCGCCCGCUGAACGGCCAAUGUUGGUUACUACUGAUGGGUGUGAGUAAGUUAGAUGUUCUAUACCGGAGACUUCUCCUUACAAAACUUUUUAUCAGAGGAUGGGGAAAGCCAGAGGACCUUAAGAGACUCUUUGAAUUCAGAAAGAUAAUUGGAAAUCGAGAAAGAUGUCAGAAUCUGGUUUCAAGUGAUUAUCCAGUACACAUCGAUAAGAUUGAAGAUCAGUCAGACUGUAAGAUCCUAGAUGGACACUUUGUUUCCCCUAUGGCCCACUAUGUGCCUGAUAUCAUGCCAGUUGAAUCUAUUAUUGCAAGGUUCCAAUUUAUUGUGCCUAAAGAAUGGAAUAGCAAAUAUAGACCCGUAUGCAUUCAUCUUGCUGGAACAGGAGAUCAUCAUUAUUGGAGACGACGAACACUGAUGGCUCGUCCUAUGAUUAAAGAAGCUGGAAUGGCUUCUUUGUUAUUAGAAAACCCUUAUUAUGGCUGCAGGAAACCCAAGGAUCAAAUAAGGUCCAGCUUAAAAAACGUGUCUGACCUAUUUGUGAUGGGAGGAGCUCUUGUUUUAGAAUCUGCAGCGCUCUUGCACUGGCUGGAGAGGGAGGGUUAUGGACCUUUGGGAAUGACCGGAAUAUCCAUGGGAGGACAUAUGGCUUCCUUAGCGGUAUCCAACUGGCCUAAGCCUAUGCCAUUGAUUCCAUGUCUGUCUUGGUCCACAGCAUCUGGUGUCUUCACUACGGGUGUGCUGAGUAAAUCAAUUAAUUGGAGGGAGUUGGAAAAGCAGUAUUAUGCACAGACAGUUUAUGAGGAAGAAAUUAUUCACAUGCUUGAAUAUUGUGGAACAGAUUCUUUCAAAAUGGGACAAGAGUUUGUGAAAUACUUCCCUAGCAGUGCAGACAAGAUCACUAACCUUAAUCUGGUUUCUAGAACUUUAAACUUAGAUAUGACUGACCAGGUUGUGUCCUCGAAACAUGAUGAGUGCCAUAAAUCUAGUAAAACAUCCUUUAGUGCCACAUCAGAAGGACUCUUGUUGAAAGAUACUUCUAAGAUGGAGUGCUUCAAUCAAACACUUUCAACCAACAAAAGUAGUUAUACAAGUUGUAAUCCUCAGUCAUACCACCUACUCAGUAAAGAACAAAGAAGAAAGAACCUUCAGAAAGAAUCUUUACUGUUUAUGAAAGGAGUCAUGGAUGAAUGUACUCAUGUAGCAAAUUUCUCAGUUCCAGUAGACCCAAGCCUCAUUAUAGUAGUUCAAGCCAAAGAAGAUGCAUAUAUUCCACGAACUGGAGUUCGAAGUUUACAAGAAAUUUGGCCUGGUUGUGAAAUCCGAUAUCUAGAAGGGGGUCAUAUUAGUGCUUAUCUUUUCAAACAAGGAAUAUUCAGACAAGCCAUCUAUGAUGCAUUUGAACGCUUUCUGCACAAAUAUGCUAACUGAUUGGAUCACUGUAUGUAACCAGUGUGGCCAUCACGCUUCUCACAAAAGAAGUUUCAUCCUUUAACAAUGUGAAAUCAGUAAGACAUCACUAUAUAUCUCAUUGCUACCUAUUUAGUCUGGAAUUCAGUGUUACAGGUCAGUCUUUGAAUGCAUUUGAAUAACUUUUAAUCAAUAUUUGGGUGAAAUGAUGUUGAAGUAUUUUGUUAUUGCUUGUGGGACUCCCAUAUAUUCAAUAUUUCUACUUAUGAAAACUUUACAUUUUUAAUUAUGAAUAGUUUAUUAAAUUAAAAUUAAUGUAUUCACAGAAACUGUAUUGGUUUAUACAGAGCUGCUGAGUCAAAAUUUGUAAUACGUAAGCUUUUAUUGCAUACCUUUAUAUGAUAUUUCUACUACUGACUUGCUUUGAGGAACAUGUUUAUUUCUUUUGUGGAUCCAUAGUACAUUUAUAAUCUUAUUUUCCUCUUUAAUUUUCUGCCAUGGAAAUACUUAUGAUGUAUGAAAUCCCUGUUAACUUUGAAUUCUAAAAUAUCCUGAUUCUUUUGUAUGUAAGUGCUUUUAAUAAUUAAAAUGAAUGUAGGAGUGCAGACAUGCUGCAAAAGACUUGACUAACCUUUAUAAAUACCUAAUAUUGGGUUAGAGGGGAAAAAGCCAAAUGUAUUUCUGCUACUUAACAACUUUCAAUUCAUGAACAAUGGAAAUAACUAUUGCAUUAAUUGAGACAUUGUGUCUUAACUUUUUCUUACAUGUGCAUCUUACUUUGGGUUUGUAAAUCGUGAUAUAUAUAACUUCACUUUUCAAGCCAAGAAUGUAAUCAUUUGACCUUUUAAUUUCAAAAAUUAAUGUCCAUAAAAAUUAAUCAACCCAUCCUAAAUAAACUUUACAGAAAAUAUAUAAAUAAUAACUUUUUUUAAUUGAAAAAUUACAUGGCUAGAUUUGGUGCUCUCUUUUUAUAAACCUCUCAAGCUGAGAGCUAAAAUACUCUCAAAAGUAGAAAAUAUUUUUGGGCAUUGUUUAUUUAUUUGAAAUCUGUAUUAUCUACAGAUUGUAUUUAAAUAUGUAUUCCUAGUCUAGUAAGGAUAUUUGAAUUAUAAUGUGCCUUUGUAGCCUUUUCAAAGGAAAUUUUGUCACUCUAAUGCCUCCAUCAUUUUAAUUUUAAAAAUCUUUUAAAAUUACUAAAGUCAUUGAUGGCAUAGUAGUAAAUAUUUCUUACUAAGCAAUAAUGUACUAUGUUGUGUGACUUUCUAUUGGUAAAAGAAUAAAAUUUUAAUAUUUCAUUUAAACCCUUGGGCAUAACUAAUUUUUCCCAAAUAAAUGAGAAGAGAGGUAUUUUAAAGAUUUCAUCUCCUAACCAGAUGUUUUAAGAAUGUAUCUCUGGGGGAGCACUGGAGAUCUUAUUUCCCAGGAUUUCAUCCAUUGGCUCAAAUAAGCAAAUUCUUAAAAAAAGAAGAAGAAAAAAACGAAUAUAUAAUAGCAGUUACCUAAACUGAUUAAUUAUUCAAAGUCAAAAUACUUUUUCUUACAGUUUUUAUCUACUCCCCCCAAAUAUAUAUAUGCAUAUAUAAGUACAUACACACCCACACACACAAAGCAGUGCUGUCUGCCAUUUUGAGCAUUG
Messenger RNA from Pipistrellus kuhlii (Kuhl's pipistrelle), 3161 nucleotides. It is a transcript of the gene ABHD18, whose product is annotated as abhydrolase domain containing 18. NCBI's taxonomy places the organism in Eukaryota, Metazoa, Chordata, Mammalia, Chiroptera, Vespertilionidae. The record is from RefSeq and is a predicted model, not a curated record. Bases 152 to 1546 code for a protein of 464 amino acids. The transcript is spliced from 13 exons.